CUUCACCUCAGCCAGAUGCAAAGCCACACUCUCUCCUAGCAACUUUAAGAAGCUAUUUACCAGAAACCCGGAAGUCCGUUGAGGCGGCCCUUGGAUUCAGGACGGAAACUACAUAUCCCAGGAGGGGUCGCUACGGAGAGGCAGUUUCUGGGCCAAUGACACGUCGCCGAAGGCCAUUUCCGGCGGGCGUGUGGGUGGGACUUCCGGCGUCCUGCCUGAGACGUCAUUCGGCCGUGACUUUCCUCUGAGUUGGCGCCGCGUCUCUCGUCAGCUGCCGCAUUCUAGGCGUUUCCAAACUCCGGAGCGGAGGACCAAGAGCGGGAACAGUCGUCGCUCCCGCCUCUUGUCCUGCCGUGAACAACUCCGGCGUCCUCCGUUAGUGCUGCUCGCCCAUCCCGGACCCGGGUUCACCUGCGGCGGCCACAGAGCGGCCUCGCCCGCCCCGAAGCCAUGGCGACUCUGGCGCUGGCGUCGAUAUCCUUUGAAGAUGUGGCCGUGACCUUCACAGAGGAAGAAUGGGGGCAUCUGGACCUGGGCCAGAGGAACCUGUACCAGGAAGUGAUGCUGGAGACCUACCUGCUCCUGGUCUCACUGGGAGAUCCGGCAGGACCAGUGCAACCCCCGCUACUUGGAGGGCCCUCACCCCGGCAGGACCCGCACAGGAUGCCGGAGCUCCGCAUCCCUCCCCCACACCCUGAUCCCCACCCGCCCGGCUCCCCUGGGACGGAGUGGUGCGGGGUAGGGGCGGGGCGCCUGGGGACCCCGUGGCCGCUUGCGGGGCCUCUGCAGGUCGGCGCGGGCGGGGAGCGGGACCCCGCGAGGGCCCCCUCGGAGCGGCCGCACCGCUGCCCCGAGUGCGGGAAGGGCUUCACGCGGCGCUGCCACCUGACGGAGCACCGGCGCGUGCACACCGGGGAGCGGCCGUACGUGUGCGGCGACUGCGGGAAGGCCUUCACGCACCGCUCUUCCUUCACGCAGCACUGCCUGACGCACACGCGCGGCGGGGCCAAGCCGUUCGCGUGCGGCGAGUGCGGCAAGUCCUUCUCGUACCGCUCGUCGUUCGCGCAGCACGCGCUGGCGCACGCGGGCCCGCCGCCCUUCGCCUGCGCGCACUGCGGCCGCGCCUUCGCGCAGCGCUCGGCCUUCGCGCGCCACCAGCGCACGCACACGGGCGAGAAGCCGUACGCGUGCGCGCUGUGCGGGCGCGCCUUCGCGCAGCGCUCGGCCUUCGCGCAGCACCUGCGCACGCACUCGGGCCGCCGGCCCUUCGCCUGCGCCGCCUGCGGCAAGGCCUUCUGCGACAGCUCCUCGCUGGCGCAGCACCUGCGCAUCCACACGGGCGAGAAGCCGUACGCGUGCGCGCAGUGCGGCAAGGCCUUCACGCAGUGCUCCACCUUCCUCCGCCACCGGCGCACGCACACCGGCGAGCGGCCCUUCGCCUGCCCGCACUGCGGCAAGGCCUUCAGCGCGCGCGCCGCGCUGGCGCAGCACCUGCGCGUGCACACGGGCGAGAAGCCGUACGCGUGCGCGCAGUGCGGCAAGGCCUUCGCGCACCAGUCGGUGCUCAUCCGCCACCACCGCAGCCACAGCGGCGCGCGCCCGCUGCAGUGCCGCCACUGCGCCAAGGCCUUCUUCUACUCCUCCUCCUUCGUGCGCCACAUGCGCGUGCACACCGGCGAGAAGCCCUUCGUGUGCGGGGACUGCGGCAAGGCCUUCACGCAGAACGCCAACUUCCUCCGCCACCGGCGCACGCACACCGGCGAGAAACCCUUCGUGUGCCGGGACUGCGGCAGGGCCUUCAGCGACAACUUCGCCCUGCAGCGGCACGUGCGCACGCACGCCCCCACCCCCACCCCCACCGCGGAGCGGCCCUUCCCGUGCGGGGACGGCCGCCUGGCUCUUGCCUGACGCCGCCCGCCCACCUCGCUGCCGGCCGUGGCCGUCCCAAGAAGGAACUCAGCCCGCCGGAGCUUCUGCCUUUUUUUUGGUUUUUUGAAAACAAGCGUCUCACACACUUCCCUGCCUGGGCGGGCUGCAAACCCGCAUCCUCAGCGCUCAGCCCCCUGGGCAGUACGGAUGACAGGCGGAGCCCCUGCACUGGCUCCACUAAGAACCACGUAGGUGGGACGCAGCCAGCAACAAACCAGGCGCCCUUUGUUUAUGCUUCCCAUGGAAUAUGGGUAUUUUCACUGCAUGGCGUUGGGGGAAGGUGAGAUACAAAGGAAAGGAUGAAAACCAUCUCUUAGCCUUCCUGGGGAACAAGGAGGUGAACAGUGGAAAACGCUCUGCCUCCCAGCCGGCCGGGAGGGCCGGCCGUUGUAAGUAUUUGUUCCUGAACGUGCUCCUGUGUGCCUGUGGAGAGCGAGAGUGGCAUGAGGAGCCAGCCGGGGUUGGAGCCAGAGCGCCCUGCAUGCUUCCUUCUACUUGUGGGCAUUCUGGGUAUCUUGAAGACACAGUGUUUGUGCCAGGUUCUUAGCCUCUAUGCCAUUUUCCUAAAUCAGUGGAUAUACAAACUUUCUAAUGUUGACUUUCUACUUCCAAACAGUUUGGCUGAUUAAGGUAUGUUUUACAUUUAUAAUCGCUAUGCUUUAUAAUAAAAGUACCUACAGCA
This is a messenger RNA of Perognathus longimembris pacificus (Pacific pocket mouse), 2611 nucleotides long. RefSeq names its product zinc finger protein 599 (gene Znf599). The coding region runs from base 451 to 1908 and encodes 485 amino acids. Gene Ontology annotation, molecular function: DNA-binding transcription repressor activity, RNA polymerase II-specific. Gene Ontology annotation, biological process: negative regulation of transcription by RNA polymerase II. The record is from RefSeq and is a predicted model, not a curated record. The transcript has 3 exons. Lineage: Eukaryota; Metazoa; Chordata; Mammalia; Rodentia; Heteromyidae.